ACCAAUUAUAGAAAUGUUUAGCGUACGUCAGGACGGAUUUCGUCGCAGCGUCACAUCUUGCUGUAAUCUCAUUGAUCAUCACUGAGACUGAGAGUGAUAUAUAAAGAAUGGGGAACGAGUGGGCCCCGCUUUUUCUAAUCAGAGACGGCGAACUGUAGCAGUACCGGAAAAACACAAGUUGUGUUUUUAGAAAAAAAUAUUUUGAGGAUAAAUUUAGCUCUCUACUAGACGACAAAUUAGAUCCUGCACCCCUUAGCAACAAGAACACGCAGGAAAGGGAAUUUAGUUCCAGAGUAACCAAACCACAAAGGAAAAUGCGGGUCAUUACUUUCAAGAGCAGCUUCAAGCCUUAUCUUAUCUUUGUAUUCGGUCUAAUUUCGUUCUGGUAUCUACUCAAAAACUCCUUCCCUCUUGAUCAGGAGUUAAAAUAUCUCAAGGAGCGCGAACUGAGCAGGCACUUUGAGGCAUCCCAAUCAUGCAGCUACCAUGAACUUGCGGGCAACACCACUAACUUAAAACUGUUUUCAAACGUGACUUUUACUUCUCGGGAUGAUAGCUCACAAGUUGUUGAAGAGUGCACAGGCAAGGAGGACCCCGAAAACCUUUUCUUGUACAAAGGAAUUAAGUACGAGACACCCGUGCGUUAUAGUAGACGUUCUUACAGUGACGCAGCAGCUCAGCCAGACUCGAGCUUCCCGCCUCUACGACCAGGGGACGUUCCUGAAACUGUGCAUUAUAUAUGGUGCGGAAAGAAACAGUUCCGAUUCGAGAACUAUCUGAGCGUUCUGAGUGCCGUAAAAUUUGUGCAGCCACACAAGUUUAUUUUCCACUUUUACGAUCUUCCUGACUUUGAUGAAAAAUGGUACCAUACCUGGUUCAUCGAGCUGAAGCAAUCCUUGCCGAGCCUGGAGCUGAAAAAGUCUGACCAACCUCUUCCUUGUGAGGGGAACUCAUCUCUUGUCCUGGCCCUGGAACAACUCGCCAUUGCUGAGGAAGGCGGUAUUUACAUCGGCGAGAACACAAUACUCACUCACCUUCCUAGCGAGUGGAAAGACUCAUCAGUGGCUUCACAUUUACUAGAGACUAGUCAGCCGAACAGCCCAAAUCUAGGGGUACUUAUGGCGAAACCAGGAGUCACACUAGAGCAGCUGAAGACGAAAACAUCCGAGAGUUCUAAUAAAAUUGCUACAUGUAAGACUAUUGAUGAGUUCAACCAAGGUUUGAAUGCAUCUUCAUCAUCUGCAUCGUCGACCUCUGGGAAUGCAGCCCCCUGCGUGGUGGUUAGUUCCCCUAUCUUUCCCCGGGACGUGGUCAACUCUCUCGAGCCGUUCGCCGCUUUGGCCAGGUGUCUGUACUACGGCAAUGCGUCCAUAGCGGUCGCUAAGCAAGACAUAAACCAGGUCAUACCUCGGAUCGGUCACUUGAUCUACUUCCAUAAAAAUGCUGAGUCGCAGUGGCCGUUCUAUGCCUAUCUGAGCGCUUUGUCCGCUCUGUACAUCGCGGGCAUUGAGCGAUUGUUUAUUUAUGGAGACAAGGAACCGAGUGGAGAAUGGUGGGACCGGCUACAGGGCGAGAAUAUCACCUUUAUCCCAAUAGAACAAGUACACACAGUAUUCCAGCAGCCUGUAAGAGACAUUCACCACAAGACAGACAUUUUGCGAUAUUUCAUUCUCUGGAAAUAUGGUGGGGUCUACAUGGAUUAUGACAUCAUCUGGGCUAAUCCCAUACCGUCUGAGCACUGGUAUUACCCGACUGUAGCUGGGGUCGACUGGCCUAAGAUGGGCGACUGGCCCGAAUACUUCAACAUGGGCGCACUCCUCAGUAAACCAGGAGCCGUUUAUAUGAAGCACGUAAUCAACUCGUUUAGAUAUUAUCUUGACAACAACUGGGGCUUCAACGCGCUUAUGCUGCCGUACCGAGCGUAUGAGCAGUUCCCAGAAAGUGUCUUCAUUGACCACAGGCUACAGGCAAGUCUACAGUGGAGGUUUCCACAGACUAUAUCACAUAAAACCCUCUUACCAGGAAACUGA
Molecule: messenger RNA, 2030 nt
Organism: Aplysia californica (California sea hare)
Lineage: Eukaryota; Metazoa; Mollusca; Gastropoda; Aplysiida; Aplysiidae
Exons: 6
Coding region: 315-2030 (571 amino acids)
Source: RefSeq, a predicted model, not a curated record